AAUAAAAACCUGCUGCUGAGGCAUGAGAUUGAACAGCAGGGAAUUGGCGUUACCUCCGGUCAGAUGUGGUCAACUCAGCUUGGAGCGAGCAAUCCUCUCGUUAUCUCCGCGUUAGUUGUUACGCGUUGACGGGGCAUCAUUCUCCCGACCUGUUCUCCUGCAUUACCUGGCCCUUCGAGCCAAGCAUACGCGCCUAUCAGCUCUUUAGCGGGUCCUUGCUCGCUCGACUUGAGAAUAAGGUCGCGGUAUUAUUAUUUCAAGGUUAUUUCCUUCUCUGUAAGGCCUCUAUAUUCAGAUCCUAUGGGAGUUUUUAUUUUCACGGCGUUGUUUUGGACCUUAAGUGGAGUGGGAUGCCUGCCUCUAUCCUCCUCUCUACAGGUUGGAAAGGUUGCUGACUGUAUCCAGGACUCCCUGAAUAGUAACGGCGGUGUGCCACAUCCUGGCUGUGACAAACAGAAAACUGAUGAUGCUGUCCACAGGCACCAGGGUCUCCUGAGGGAGCUGCAGGAGCUGGCCCAGGAGGAGAGGGAAAGAGAGAGAGACUAUGGGAGGGAGAAAGAGCGAAAUGAGGAGAACCAGGCUGAGGGAGAGAGGGACAGAGAGAGGAGGGAGGAGGAGGAGCAGAAUGAUGACCAGAAGGAGACUGAGAAAGAAGAACUGAGAGAGAAAGAGAUGAAGGCAGAAGGGGUAGAGGAGGAGAAGGUGGAGAUGAAGGACAUAACGAAUGAGGAGAUGAGAGAAGAGCCCAGACUGGAGGAGAAAACGGGGGAUGAGGAAGAGAACGCGAAAGAGCUGGAGGAGCUCUUCUCAAAGGAGCUAAGGAAGAUAGGAGAGGAGGAAAAAGAGGACAGGGAGCUUGAGGAGCUGCUCAAGGAGCUGAAGAAGAAAAGGUACGAGUCGGUGAAGGAGAAAGAGCUCCAGAGUGGGUCAGAAGCAGAGGAGGAGAGGAAGAAGGAUGAGGAGGAGGAGCAGAAAAAGGGAGAGAGAGAGCGGCUAAAAAUUCUUGAGAUUGAAGAGAGGAAACGCAGCAAGGAGAGGAACAACAACGAGGUGGAGCUGCUGGUGGAGAAAGAGAAGGUGGAGCGGGAGCUCAAGGAGCUGCUGGAGGAACAGGACAGCAUGAAGAAUGUGGAGAAGGAGAAAGAGAGGGAGGAAAAACAGGAGGAACUAGCGGAGCUCCUCAAAAAGAUGAAACGUGUGCAAGAGGAGGAGGAGCGAGAAGAGGAGGAGAGGAAGAGAGGGAAUGCCGGGGAUGAGGCGAAAGUGGACAAAGAGAGCCAGAAGGAGGGAGAGAUUCACAAGGAAUUGGAGAAGGUAAAAGAAAGAGAGAGUGAGAAGGAGGUUAAGGAGCCUCAGCAGAAGAGAGUGAUGGAGAAAGCGAGUGAUGAGUCAACCCGUCAGUUUGAAAAGGAGAGGAACAGGGACGAUGAUGACGACGAUGAUGAAGAAGCAGAUGAGGCAGAUGAGGUUGAAAACAAUGAGGAUUGGGAAGAGGAGGAUGAGGACAAAAAGGAGGAUGUUGAGGAGGAUGAAGGAGCGGAGCUUCUGGAGAUUGAGGCAGAGCUGCGAAAAGUGGCUGCAGAGCUUCGGGAGCUUCACAGGAGUCGUUAAGUUCUAAAUUACACACACACACACACUUAGUAACAUGGUAUAAUCAUAAUGCUUUUGAUGGGAUGUACUUCUGUAAGUAGUUGCAUUUUAGUACAAACAUACAAGUACACUUCUCCCCAUCCCUGCAUUCAGAGAUUACAAGCUCUUUAGAUGUGUCUUUCUGUGUGCUGCCAUUAUCAAAGAUUGUUUAGUAGGCAAGAUGUACAACCUUGCUCAUGUAAAGCUAUCGUUAGUCUACAUCUCAUGAUACAAGGUCUUUAAGUGGGAAAGACAUCUCCUUUACGGUAUGUCUCGUAUAUAUAUAUUUUGUGCAAUAAUUAAAAAUCUAUGUGUGAGAUUUGUUAUGGUCAUUGAGACUGUUAAUGUAAGCAAUUAACUUACACUGUUAUUACUGUUAUUACAAUUAACUUACACUGUUAUUUAUAAUAUUGACAUAUUGAUUUCUGUGAUUGAUUUCCAUGUGUAUAUCAACAAAAUGUGAGGAUUGUGCUAUCUGGCUAAUGCACUGUUAAUAUCAGACUGUUAAUUAAGUACUGGGGUGACACUCAGGGACAAUCUCCAUUGUAUACUCCUCGCGUACUCUCUCCUCACUUCCUUCUCAAAACCCAUUGGAGGAGAAGGUCAGAGGGGAGAGUGUCUGUCUUUCUCAUCCCAUGGGAUUUGAGAAGGAGAUGAGGACAAUUGAGAUCUUCCCUCAGAAAGAGAUGGCGUGUGACCACGGAAACCUCUUUUGUAUUGAUGUACAGUGUGUCAUAACAUAAUGUUCAAUAAUAAGAUGAGCAUGAUUAAUCCUGAAGUUUAGUUUUUUAUUUUUGCAGUUCGAGUCACCAAGGUGGUCAAGAGUCAUAGAAAUAGAAUGAAUGGGAAUGUCCGUUCCAGUAAUUAUAUUUCUAUGGCCUGAGUGGCACCCCAGCUCUUCUCCCAACUUUGCACUCCUAUCUUAACCAGCCAAGGAAGUCUAGAGAGGGGAGUGACAUCACUAAGACAUCUCUAGUAUGUGGUCCUAAUAAACAAUGACAGUUAUAAAACYUUUUUUUAAGUUGGUAAGAUAUUGAUGUUCACCGUCAUCCUUUUGCAUAGUUUGGGAUCUCCACUGUUACGCAGCCAUGUUUGAAUAAGAAAUAUUAGGAAACAGUGCCCCCACAUGUUAAAUCAAUAUAAGUUGCAUGGUUAAUAACAUGUGGAGGAAUAACAAUAACUGCAAUAGAAGAAGAAGAGGAAUAUUAAGACAACUUAUUCAAACCUAUAAAGUUUUUAAAAUGUACAUAUUUAAGCCAAAUAUAUGAUGAUGAUUUUCUGUAAAUGUACUUUAUUAUGUAAUUAAAAUGCAUCAUGAAUUGA
This is a messenger RNA of Salvelinus sp. IW2-2015, 2952 nucleotides long. Its product is annotated as glutamic acid-rich protein-like. NCBI's taxonomy places the organism in Eukaryota, Metazoa, Chordata, Actinopteri, Salmoniformes, Salmonidae. The record is from RefSeq and is a predicted model, not a curated record.